UACGAUAAAGAAUGAUAAGAGGUCGUUACGGCCUCAAAGAAUCGAUCGGGGUGAACGACAAGCGCACUCGCUUGUCAGUCCUUUCAUGCAAGGCAUGGAAUGAUGUUCAACACUAAUAAAAUGUGAUAUUCUGUUCGUAAAAGCUCAAAAGCCACUCAAAAUAAUUCAGUCCUAAUUGACGAAUAUAACAAAUGUAAGUAAUAGAACAAUCAUAUAAAAGUCAUGUUAGUAUUCGUUACGUCGAAAUGUAAAGGCUAUAAGCAAUAAAGCUAGUUGUCAUCUUUUCUGGGACAAAUAAGCAACUAUAUAAUUUACUGCCAUAAAAUUUCCUGAAACAAAAAGUAACAACUAUGGGUAAUACACAAGGAAACGAAGUGAAACCUGGAAAAUCAGGAAAAACAGGAAAAGUUAAAGGCAUAAUGAAAAUUCGAGGAAAGAAAAAACAAGGAGAACCACAAUUCACAGGUAUUGUUCCUCAAGAAAUUGACGAAGAAGAAAUUGAUAAAAAAGUGUCAAUAGAUGAAUAUUCAGAAGACAUGUCUUCAUCACAUCUCCAAGAAAAGAUUGAACAACAGGCAGAAUUGGAGGUCGAGAUGCAAGACACCUUACGUAUUGAACCAACGAAGACCACAGAUUCCUGGUACUCAGCAGAUGAAACAAAUGAAGAAACUUUAUCAAAAAUAGCUUCUCCCUCAAGUGUGAUAUCUUCUGAAUCCAACUUCAUGGAUGCACCGCAGUCUCCCCAAGAUCACUAUGGAACUUCCACCGCCGAUUUGAUACGGCGUAACGAUACGCCCGAUAAUUUUUUGCACAAUCUUACCUUGAACAGUUUUAAGUUAAACGAGUAUCGAAUGAAGCACGAAGAAGAAAAAAGUAAGAAACUCCACAAACUCGGUGUAUCGAAAACAAGUCAAAUCAGUUUGGACAGUGAUCCUCGAGAAUGUUUCGAAACAGGUGAAGUGCACGUGAUAAAAAAAUUGGAAUGCGAUGUGUGUGAAUACGGGCAAAUGGGGGAAGCUAAAGAAGAGAUUAAUGUUGGACAUAUAAUCAAAAGGAUGUCAGAAGCUAACCUCAACACUACAGGGGCCCCAGACUACAAGAGGCAUAUGUCAGUUCCUGAAGAUGUGACAGAUAUAUCCAAAUAUCCAGAUAGUGGAAUCCUGAAAAAAGUUGCAUCCCUCACCUUAAGUAGAGCUGAUCUAGAAUCCAAGAUUUCGAAACCAAAAUUUGUACCUGAGAAGUUAGAUUUUCAGCUUUAUGAGAAAUUUGAAGGACAUAUGUUGAUAAACUGGUAUGUCUCCGAGCUCGAUGAAAAUCAUCCCCUUGGAAAUUCGCUGUCAGAACAAGAACUCAAAUUACUAGCUGUUCAAUUUUGUACACAUCUCUUAGCAGCUGGAGUACUAAGGCAGCUCAGGGAUAAAGACGUUUCGACGUGUAACGUUUUCAAGCCUGACUGCAUCUAUUACUGGACUUAUGCUGAAAUCCCUAAUUCGGUCCCACAAACACCUGGUCGAAUAAGUAUGGUUUCUUGGCCGCCAAAUUCUCCAUCGUCUUGUGAUGCCAUCACAAAACCUCUCCCUAGUGGCAAUUUAUCUUCACCUAGAACCACCCCUGAUGAGAAUAUCGAUGAAAGUUGUAGUCCCGAGAACGAUCAUUCACCACCUCCUGGAAGAAAAGGAGAAUUGAGCAGUUCAGCGAGAGAUGUAGAACUACUGAGUUUAGAAGAAGAAAUACGAAGAUUGAGACAGGAAGUGGAAAAAUAUAAAACACUCGUAGAGAUUCAGAUGCUGACAGCAAAGGCGGUUAAAGAUUUUGGUUCGCCAAUAGAUGAAACAAAAACAAUUCAACAAAUCUGUGAUAAAAAUGGUAGUGAUAAGAUUUUAGGUGAUUGGAAAAGGGGGUUAGUCUUGAAUGAAUGUGAAAAUAGAAACGAAAAAGUAAAUAAGGAUUCGCAAACGGCCCAAAAUAUUAUAUUGAGAACUGACGCCGAAUGUCAAACCGAAGGAAAUAUUGAUAUUCAUCAGAAUUUUGAGAGAAGAUUAGUCAGCAAUAAUUCACAAACUGAUUUGAAAACGGAAAUAACAUCGACAUUUGACUUAGAAGAUGAAGUAUCAUCGAAAGUAAAAACAAUCAUAUCUCCAACAUACCAUACAACAUCAUCUAUAAAAUUAAAACUUCCAGCCAACAAAACCCAGCAAACAGAAUCUCCUCCGCCACCCCCACCUCUACCACCAACAAAUAUAACUGUACCCCUUCCACCUCCAAUGCCAGGACAAGUUAUAUCACCAUUGAGAGGUCCAGUGCCUCCUCCACCUCCAAUGCCAGAACAAGUUAUAUCACCAUUGGGAGGUUCAGUGCCUCCUCCACCUCCAAUGCCUGCACUAGUCUCAUUAGGGAUUUCAGUUCCUCCCCCUCCACCAUUUCCGGGAACAAUGAUCGGACCUCCUCCUCCCCCACCACCUCUCCCCCCUUCCAUAUCAGGAGGUGCUUUUCCUCCACCACCUCCUUUACCGUCUAUUCCAAUUGCUCCACCCUUGAUGCACGUAUCAGUUGGUCCAGUAGCUCCAUCAGUUAGGAACUUCGGUGCGCCGACUUCUGGGGUACCACCACCACCUCCCCCUCCUGGUGCUAAAUCUGACAAUCAAAAAGGCCCUACGCCCUUACCUACACCGCCACCGGGCGGAUGGAGUGCACAAAAGGCUGUGACGCCUGCAGUCCCAAUCACUAUAGCUCUCAGGAAGAAUCCGCUCAAUCCAAAAGCACCAAUGAAACCUCUUUAUUGGACUCGUAUCAUUGCGCCAUCAGCAGACCUUCAAGAUAGUUCAAACCCAGCACUCUGGACAGAGAUAGACGAACUAUCUACAGAUACCUUAGAUGAGUUCAGCGAGUUAUUUUCCCGACAAAUAGUUACCAGAAAGCCAUCAGCAGUCAAGAAAGUUGAACAAAAGGCUAAAAUUGAGGCAAUAAAACUAUUGGACAGUAAAAGAUCUCAGAACGUUGGAAUAUUAGCUCAAAGUUUGCAUAUCGAUUUUCAAGAAAUCGAGAACGCAAUUUAUAAUUUUGAUACUUCUGUAGUCAGCUUGGAGGCUCUUCAGCAGAUAUAUGAAGCACGUGCUACACCAGAUGAAAUGGAGUUGAUCAAUAAUCACCUUGCAUGCAAACCGGACGUUCCUUUAGAUAAACCAGAGAAUUUUCUUCACGAACUCUCUGAAAUUUCGAAUUUCGCCGAAAGGAUAUCAUGCCUGAUGUUCAUGGUAGAAUUUGAAGACUCAAUCAAUACAAUUAGUCACACCUUAACAAAUAUUAAAUCAACCUGCGAGUUCCUAGUAUCCAGCAAAGAAUUGAAAAGACUCUUAGCCAUUAUUUUAACACUAGGAAACUAUAUGAAUGGUGGAAAUGUAACAAGAGGACAAGCUGAUGGGUUUGGUUUGGAAAUCCUAGGAAAACUCAAAGAUGUUAAAUCUAAAGAUUCUAGGAUAACUCUUCUCCAUUAUAUUGUCCGAAUGUAUUUGAAAUCUGAAGACAAUCCAUUCGACUCCAACCUUGUUCUUCCGAUACCUCAACCUGGAGACAUAAAGAGGGCAGCAUCAGUUAAUUUCGAUGAUAUUAAGGUUGAUUUGCAAAAACUACGAAAACAAUUAGAAGGUUGUGAAAACAAAUCCCGAAAAGUAAUAGAAAAUUCAAACUCUGAGAACCUACAACCAUUCAAAGAUAAGAUGAUGAAUUUUCUGGAACAUUCUAAGAAACAAUUGUGUCAAGAGCAUGAAAAUUUGGAAGAAUGCAGAACUAAAUUCCUUCAAACUAUGAGAUUUUAUCUUUUUCAACCUAAAACGGGCACAUUAGAAACUUUUCCUCCAAAUUCCUUUUUCGAAUUAUGGCUCAGCUUCUGUAUAGAUUUCAAGGAUAUAUUCAAGAAAGAAUUACUAAAAAUGGAGGCAGAGAAAAUGCAGGAGAUUAAAAAAAAAGAAUCUGAAAACAAAUCCAAUAUAGUGAAAACCAAAGAAAGACAAAAUGGACUGAAAGCUAAAGUUAAGAGAUAUCAAGAGAAAUUGAGUUAGUAAAGAAGUUUAUAUUUAUAUAUUUAUGAGUAAAAUAUAUAUGAUUAUGAAAUAUAUCAUUUCGAUUUUAAAUUGUAUUUGUUGAAUCUUUUAAAGUUUAUAUAUUUGAACAUUAAAUUAUUGAUUUUUGUA
Molecule: messenger RNA, 4190 nt
Organism: Harmonia axyridis
Lineage: Eukaryota; Metazoa; Arthropoda; Insecta; Coleoptera; Coccinellidae
Product: formin-2-like
Exons: 10
Coding region: 351-4058 (1235 amino acids)
Biological process (GO): actin nucleation; actin filament network formation; cortical actin cytoskeleton organization
Cellular component (GO): cytoskeleton; cytoplasm; actin filament
Molecular function (GO): actin filament binding; microtubule binding
Source: RefSeq, a predicted model, not a curated record